This is a messenger RNA of Camellia sinensis, 1158 nucleotides long. The record is from RefSeq and is a predicted model, not a curated record. Lineage: Eukaryota; Viridiplantae; Streptophyta; Magnoliopsida; Ericales; Theaceae.
AUGACAUCCAUUCGAGAAGUUUUGGGACUAGUGGCCAAUUUGAAUUUAGAACUUGAACAGAUGGAUAUAAAGAUGGCAUUUCUCCAUGGUGAUCUAAAGGAAGAAAUUUACAUGGAGCAGCUAGAAGUUCAUUUCCCUCCCUCUCGCACUCCUGCAUCUGAUUCUGCUUUGUCUCCAUCGCCAUCACUGCAAGGCUUGCUAGAUCAUCCCCCGAACUCCCUCCCAGGUGACAAAAUGGACAAGAGUUGGAUGACGAUAAAUAACAGGUUAACAAGUAAAAAGUAUCAACAAGGAGUGAAGUCAUUCCUUGAUUUUGCUACGGCAAAUGUAGGCGUAGAUGAUGAAAUUAGGUGUUCGUGUGUCGAUUGCAUUAAUGGCACAAAAUAUAGUAGACAAGUUGUGUGGAUGCACUUGAUCCGAAGAGGAAUGGCAUCUUCGUAUAUCACUUGGGUGCACCACGGGGAACAUGUUCCCCUGUCUCGUCCUAGUGUAUCAAAUGACCACUGUGGAGGUAGUGGCGAAUGUAUGACAGAUAUCGAUGAUCUGCCCAUGGAUGAAUUGCCUAUUAUGUUGGAAGAAAUUUACGUGAGUGGUCUUAUGGAUGAUCAUACAGACGAGGAACCUAUUGGUUUGGAGAGGGAGGAUUUGCAUAAGUUCACUAGGUUAUUCAAAGAUGCACAACGUAAAGUUUACUCGACAUGUGCAAAGUUUUCUGUGUUAUCAUUCGUCAUUAAGAUGCUUCAUGUGAAGGUGUACAACAAAUGGAGCAACAAGUCAUUCGAUAUGGUUAUGCAGGUAUUCAAGGAAAUUCUACCAGAAUGUGAUCAAACAGUUCCAUGGACACUCUAUGAUGGUAAGAAGUUCUUUCGUGACUUGGGUUUGGGAUAUGAAACAAUUCAUUCGUGCAAGAAUGAUUGUGCACUAUUUUGGAAGGAGAGUGCUAAUUUGGAGAAAUGCCCUACAUGUGACGCGUGUAGAUACAAGUUCAACGAUGAUGGUGGUAAAAAGAUUCCACACAAGGUAUUGCGGUACUUUCCUUUGACACCGAGGUUGAAAAGACUGUAUAUGUCCAAAAAAAUAGCCGCAGAUAUGAGAUGGCAUAAUGAGAAGCGUGUGGAUGAUGACAUAUUAAGGCAUCCGGCAGAUGGUGAAGCAUGA